Limulus polyphemus (Atlantic horseshoe crab) is the source of this 3555-nucleotide messenger RNA. Its product is annotated as guanine nucleotide-binding protein G(s) subunit alpha. The coding region runs from base 34 to 558 and encodes 174 amino acids. Gene Ontology annotation, biological process: adenylate cyclase-activating dopamine receptor signaling pathway; sensory perception of chemical stimulus. Gene Ontology annotation, cellular component: heterotrimeric G-protein complex. The record is from RefSeq and is a predicted model, not a curated record. NCBI's taxonomy places the organism in Eukaryota, Metazoa, Arthropoda, Merostomata, Xiphosura, Limulidae. The transcript has 4 exons. Gene Ontology annotation, molecular function: GTPase activity; G protein-coupled receptor binding; G-protein beta/gamma-subunit complex binding.
UUUUAAAGCAUCAUUGUUUCGUGUGUUUACAGCAUGUUUGAUGUUGGUGGACAACGUGAUGAACGUAGGAAAUGGAUCCAGUGUUUCAAUGAUGUCACGGCUAUCAUCUUCGUCACAGCCAGUAGUAGCUAUAACAUGGUGCUACGGGAAGAUGCCAGUCAGAACCGACUCAAGGAAUCUCUAGAACUCUUUAAGAGUAUCUGGAACAACAGAUGGUUACGAACAAUAUCGGUGAUACUCUUCUUGAACAAACAAGAUUUACUAGCAGAAAAAAUUAAAGCAGGAAAGUCGAAACUGGAAGACUAUUUUUCGGAAUUUGUGCAAUAUCAGACUCCUCUUGAUGCUGUCGUGGAGCCUGGAGAGGUCAGUGAAGUCGUGCGCGCCAAAUACUUCAUUCGAGAUGAAUUUCUGCGGAUCAGUACAGCCAGUGGUGACGGAAAGCAUUACUGCUACCCACAUUUCACCUGUGCUGUGGACACGGAGAACAUCAGACGUGUCUUUAACGACUGUAGGGAUAUCAUUCAGAGGAUGCAUCUUCGCCAGUAUGAGCUCUUGUGAUGGUUACUAGCUAUCUGUAGUACAGGGGCAAGUGUGGAUGCUGCUGGACUCUCAUCAUGUGACAUCACCCACUGGCUCAAUCUCCCAGUUUUGAUACCAGUAUGUUACCUGUAUUUUUGUGGUUGUAUCAGGGCUGGGGGCAGGAACCUCAAGUCCUGUCCCAGCCCCCAUUUUUUCUCCCUCCGUCUCUUUGUUUCCUUUUUUGGCAGCAUCCAAACUUUAGGCUCGCAUGACCUUGGGGCUUAGGUCACAUUACUUUGAAUGACAAAAAAAUGGACUCAGAACGCACAGAAGGAUUGUGAAGCCUGUACUUCUAGCUUUGGUAACCAGGUCGUAUACCUGCUAGACCCGCACAGUCAUGGAAAGCAGCUUGGUUGUUAUUGGCUGCCCUGAGGAAGACAGUUCACUCCAUAAAGGGUGUGGUUUGCUGAUGCCAGGUGGGUCGGCAGCUAGUUGUUGUCAGAUAUAUGUGUAACAUCUUGUCCUCUUGUAUUUUCUUGUUGUUUUAUAACAUUAAGUUAAUGACUCUAGUCUUAUUCAAGGAAACCAGAGAGCAAAGUCUGGGAACUGUGUAGCAAAAUCUCUUUCUGGGAUAUCCAAGAAAACCAGAAGGAAAUGUGUAGUAACCCAUUCUUUUUUCUUCUGGAAUAUCGAAGGAAAGCACUGUUUAGGGAAUGAUGAAUUAGCUCUCUGUUCUCUUGGAGUGCUUAUCGUGCUGUAAAUUUUCUGAUCCUGUACGCACUAGACUCUUUGUCCCUGUGUUUGUGAUCUUUGUUUAAAGUUUUAGGUAGCACAUCUGCAUCUGAUCUAAUCAGUAGAAACACAUAUAACAUGUUUUGUUUUUCUUUAAUUUUUCUUUUUUUUUAUGUAAUCUAUUAAUAAGACUUAAAACCAUAACUGGAAUUGUAAUAAGAGUUUUAAGAAAAGUUUAAACAGUUGCAUCACUUAGACUUAUUUAAUUUCCUUCAGCAUGUACGUGUAUACUUCAUUGUUAACCUGAGAUUAUAGUACUUAUGUAAAGUCAGUGUGUGUAUAGUGAACAGAUUGGAACUAACGUUUGAAGACUAACAACAUAAUGACAAGGGUGUUGUUUCAUUGGAUAGCUAGGUAGUUUAGAUACUGUAGAGCCUAAUGCUCUCGUUUUCACUUGUAGUCAAAAAGAUUUCAGGUUUGUAAUGAGCUCUUGGCCAGGUCACUAUGUGGUUUGAAGAAACAGUCCCUAAUGAAAAUUACUAAAACUGAAACUGAUUCUAUUAUACACUUAAAUUAACUUCAUUAUCAAAAAUCAUUUAAACUAAAACACAGGUUAGGAAUGGAGAAAUGAGAUACUGUAAUUUUAAACAUUUACAUAUUAAUCAUGAAGGAAACAAAGAGGUGUUGAGCUUUCUAACAUUGUAUUGAGAGGAAAAUAAUAAUUUUAAACAUAAAUUAGUCUUACCUUUUGUUAAUUCUAUGGUAUAAACAUACCACAAGAGUGGCAUAAAUUAACAUCAUGGGGUAAAAUAUGAUUCAGCAAGUUAGUGUUAACAAGUUAGGACUAAUAUAUCAUAACUGUAGAUGACAACAUAUAAUGAGGGUAGGGUUGGUGCUGUGGAUAAGUUUUUUGUUUUUCCCUAUCUCCUUAGUAAUUGUGGUUGGACGUACGGAAGUGGGCCAGACAUAGUUAUAAUUGAUUAUUCUGGUUUUGUUAGUAUCAUUAGCCAGUACCGAUGUGAAAGAAAAUCAGUAGUACACAUAGUACCCUGAAGUCAGUUAUGCUAAUUUUGAAUUUGUUGUUCUAAUUAUACAAGUUUGGGUAGAAUGUGGUUUCGACAAGUCUGUGAAUAGACUUGUCAGAACAUUAUCUUUUUUUAACGAUACAGAUUUCUGUGUAAUGUCAUUCAUUGCCUAUAUCUGUUGAAUUUGGAUGUUCAAGCUUUUUGCUCUUCCACUUUGAGUUAGGAAUUCAAAAUAUUUUGGUUACAAAUGUUAUGGGCCUGUAUCUCUAAGCCACACUCGAAAUACAUAAGACUGCGUCAGUUGUAAUGGUGUUUAACAAAACAUUAUGACUUCUGAUGGUACUUGCUUCAGAAUUGCAUUAUAAUUUUGAUAAUGAACAAAAUAAACACCAAAUAUUAAACUUUUAUUUUUCAUUUACAUUUCUGGAAUGUAAACUUUACAUCUACUGAAUACUUUUGUUAGGUCUGCAUACUUUACACCUACUGAAUACUUUAAUUAGGUCUGCAUACUUUACAUCUACUGAAUACUUUUAUUAGGUCUGCAUACUUUACAUCUACUGAAUACUUUUAUUAGGUCUGCAUACUUUACACUACUGAAUACUUUUAUUAGGUCUGCAUACUUUACACCUACUGAAUACUUUUAUUAGGUCUGCAUACUUUACAUCUACUGAAUACUUUUAUUAGGUCUGCAUACUUUACAUCUACUGAAUACUUUUAUUAGGUCUGCAUACUUUACAUCUGUUUGUGCUUCAGGCAAAAGGUUUGCUGUUAUGAUUUUAUCUUUGCAGUUUUUAUUUUUUGAAUGUAUGGUUGCUAUACUUUCCAUAAAUUAUCAGAAAAUGGUGAUGGUCAGGUUACAUUGAUGUUCCGAUUACUUUUCAUUCCGUAAACUACCGGAAGACUGAAGGUCUGGUUUACCUUCCAUAAACUACCAGAAGUCACUGAAAUUCUGGUUACUUCACCUUUUGCAAAUUACUAGAAGGCACUGAAGUCUGGUUACUUUAUCUUCCAUGAACUAACAGAAAAUGCUGAUGAUCUGGUUACUGUACAUUCUAUAAACUACAAGAACUCACUGAUGAGCUGGUUACUGUAUAUUCUAUAAACUACAAGAACACAUUGAUGAUCUGGUUACUGUACAUUAUAUAAACUACAAGAACACACUGAUGAUCUGGUUACUGUACCUUCUAUAAACUACAAGAACUCACUGAUGAUCUGGUUACUGUACAUUCUAUAAACUACAAGAACACACUGAUGAUCUGGUUACUGUACAUUCUAUAAA